Messenger RNA from Lottia gigantea (owl limpet), 849 nucleotides. RefSeq lists its product as hypothetical. The record is from RefSeq and is a predicted model, not a curated record. Gene Ontology annotation, cellular component: cytoplasm. The transcript has 9 exons. Bases 1 to 849 code for a protein of 282 amino acids. Gene Ontology annotation, biological process: protein phosphorylation. Gene Ontology annotation, molecular function: ATP binding; protein kinase activity. Lineage: Eukaryota; Metazoa; Mollusca; Gastropoda; Lottiidae.
AUGUCGGCUACAGAAAUAUUUUGUGAGAUUGAUCUAGAUGAUCUAUUAUUCUAUGAAAGAUGCGGGGGCGGUACCUUUGGAAGUGUUUACCGUGCAUUAUGGAAAUCAAAGAAUAUGAUUGUAGCAAUCAAACGUCUUCUAGUCUUAGAAAAAGAGGCUCAGGUUUUAAGUGUUCUUAGUCAUCGAAAUAUUAUUCAGUUUUAUGGUGCUGUUACAGAAGAUCCUAAUUUUUGUUUGGUCACAGAGUAUGCUAGCCAUGAUUCCUUAUAUGCCUACCUCAAAAAUCCUGAAAAUGAACUGGAUUUUAAUCAGAUAUUAAAGUGGGCCAGAGAAAUAGCCACAGGAAUGAACUACCUCCAUUGUGAAGCUCCAAUUAAAGUCAUACAUAGAGAUCUCAAAUCAAAAAAUGUUGUCAUAUCUGAAGAUUGGUCAUGUAAGUUAUGUGAUUUUGGAGCCUCAAGGUUUGUUGGUAGUACCACUAAGAUGUCAUUAGCUGGAACAUUUCCUUGGAUGGCGCCAGAGGUUAUACAGAGUUUUCCUGUAUCUGAAACUUGUGAUACUUGGUCUUAUGGUGUGGUUCUUUGGGAGCUGUUAACACAUCAAGUUCCUUUUAAUGGUAUAGAUGGUUUUCAAGUGGCCUGGUUAAUAGUUGAAAAAGGGGAGAGAUUAACUAUACCUAGUACCUGUCCACCAUGUUUUGGUAAAUUAAUGAGACAUUGUUGGGAAAAUGACCCGAAAAAACGACCCCAAUUUAAACAGAUAUUAUUAGAAUUAGAUAAACUACUUCAUGAUGAUUUGUUGGCUGAUGUUACAAACUCCUUUUUGGAACAUAAAGAAAUUUGGAAGUAA